Messenger RNA from Cuscuta campestris, 1322 nucleotides. The record is from the annotation of a GenBank genome assembly. NCBI's taxonomy places the organism in Eukaryota, Viridiplantae, Streptophyta, Magnoliopsida, Solanales, Convolvulaceae.
CCGUAAAUUAUUAGGCCCCUCCAACUGAUCUUCCUUUGCUCUGCAUUUCCUCACUGCGUCUUCACCGCACUCUGUCCGGACAUCUCAUUUCCGCCAUCUCCGACCGAUCAUCUGUCUUCAGCUAGGGAGAAGGUAUGUCGUCGUCUGAAAACCCUGAGAUUGUGGAGAGGGGCGUCAAUGACAAGGAAGACAAGAAUGAAGAGAAGGGUGGGUUCAUAGACAAGGUGAAGGAUUUUAUCCAUGACAUAGGUGAGAAGAUAGAGGAGACGAUAGGGUUUGGAAAACCAACUGCUGAUGUUGCUGGGAUUCAUAUUCCGCAUAUCAAUCUUGAAAAGGCUGAAAUAGUGGUUGAUGUUCUGGUGAAGAAUCCAAAUCCUGUUCCCAUCCCUCUUGUUGACAUAAACUACUUAAUUGAGAGUGAUGGGAGGAAGCUGAUUUCUGGGCUUAUCCCAGAUGCUGGAACUAUCCACGCACAUGGUUCGGAAACUAUCAAGAUACCGGUCAACCUGAUUUAUGAUGACAUUAAGAGUACAUAUAAGGACAUACAGCCUGGAAGCAUAAUCCCAUACAGGAUUAAGGUGGACCUCAUAGUAGACGUGCCUGUCUUCGGCAGGUUAACUCUUCCUCUGGAGAAAACUGGUGAAAUUCCCAUUCCUUACAAGCCAGAUAUCGAUCUUGAGAGGAUCCGGUUUGAGAGGUUCUCUUUUGAGGAAACAGUUGCUGUUCUUCAUUUGAAACUAGAAAACAUGAAUGACUUUGAUCUGGGCCUCAAAUCACUUGACUAUGAUCUUUGGCUGUCUGAUGUGAACAUUGGGGGUGCUGAACUUGACAAGUCUGCCGACAUUAAGAAAAAGGGAACUACCUACAUUGACCUUCCUGUCACCUUCAGGCCCAAGGACUUUGGCUCAGCUCUAUGGGACAUGAUAAGGGGUCGAGGAACGGGCUACACAAUGAAAGGACACAUCAACGUGGAUACACCCUUUGGAGCAAUGAAGUUACCCAUCAACAAGGAGGGCGGUACCACCCGUCUCAAGAAGAACAAAGAAGAUGGAGGCGAUGAUGAUGAUGAUGAGGUAAAUAUCAACCAUUUUGUAAUUCUAAGGCUAUUUUUGCUGCUCCGAUGAUCGUAGGGAGAGAAAUAUUAGCAAGGAAAACAGUUUUCUAUGUUUGGUUUCACGGUUUUACCUUUGUAUAUACACUACAUAUGUUGGAACAAUUUUUUAAAAAGGAAUUCUAAGUGUGGCUUAAUUUGAAUUUUGCCGUCUUUUUCAAAUAGAAAAAUUUAAAUAAAAUAAGUUCGAACAUAAAUUUUUUAAAAAAUG